Messenger RNA from Sporisorium graminicola, 2028 nucleotides. RefSeq lists its product as uncharacterized. The transcript has a single exon. The record is from RefSeq and is a predicted model, not a curated record. Bases 1 to 2028 code for a protein of 675 amino acids. NCBI's taxonomy places the organism in Eukaryota, Fungi, Basidiomycota, Ustilaginomycetes, Ustilaginales, Ustilaginaceae.
AUGUCGACACCGCCUCCCAAGCGUAAGAAGGGCGGCUUCUUUGGCUGUCGUUCCAAGCAUGCCCUCGACUCUCUUCCACGCAACGCUCGCGGCGACAAUGCCGCCAUCCAUCGUCUCCAAGCUCGCGACGUCUUCCAGCACGGUCCUCGCGCCUCGGACUCGUCAACCUCCACUGCUGCCAUGACUCCACUCACCGAAGAGAAAGGCUUGCAGAAGCUAGCUGAACUCAACCGCACCCAAACAUCGCUUCAGCCGGCGUCACCCCAAUUCACUGCCCCGGUCAAGCCGCUGUACGCCCAAGAGGUGCCCGAGGGCGAGUACGCCGAGUCGACAUUUGGCGAGCAACAGCACCAAUACCACGAUCAGAACAACGAAACGGAAGAGGAACGCGAUAUGUUUGCCGACGAGGUGCUCACUCCCGUCUACGAUCGACCUAGCACCCCGGGCGCCGUCCGCAGCCUCAGUGUCGCGAGCAGGACGGGUCGGAUCAAACGCUCACUUAGUCUCAAGAGGAGUGGGAGCACUGCGAGUGCCAAGCUGAUUGCGCGUGCGCCUCCAGUCAGCUCGGCCGAUUUCGCUGAUCUGCCUGCGUCGUCCAGCUCAUCAUCUGACUUGACAGAGAAGCAGGGUGCCGGGCUAGGCGAUAUGGCGUCGAUUCGGAAGGCGAGAGGACGACACCAGUUCGGAGGGCAUCGACAUCUGGUUCCGGACAUCAGUGAGGACGAGUAUCUCGCCCUCGACAAUGUUCCCAUCCCACCUGCGAGGCUCGCACCCGACACCCAGGAGACGGAUGCCCCGCACGCGCCACUAAAGAACUGCGCUUUGAAGCUGUCGAUGCCCGAGUCGGACAGCAUGCGAGCUGUGGCUGCCGCGCUGGAAGGUUCGACCGACUCGGUGCGUUUCCAUCCGGGCCCCGCCGUGGGCACGCCGAAGCUCGAACCGCCGUCACCAGCCAGCGAUGCGUACAGUGCCGAGAUCCAGAGUCAGCUGCUCAGGGAGACGAGCGAGGACACGGUGACCGACUUGCCGUCCAACGCCCCCGCUGCUGCAGGUUCUGCAUCGAGGGGCUUUUGGGAUGCGGUGCCCGAAUCGGAAGAAUCGUUUGGACCGGGACGGGCGAUCCCUUUCCAGUACGUGACCAACAUGGCGCGGCCCGUGUCGAUUGCGUCGCUGCGCUCUCUCGCCUGCCCCAACACACCACCCCGCACCUCGUCACGUCCGACUUCGCCCGACGGUACCUACCACGGCUUGAGGUCGACCAAGAGCUUCUCGGUCUCGCCGCUCAAGAAGCAGGCUACAUUCAACGGGUUCCCGCGCACGUUUUUCCCGGGCGUAUCGACGCUCAAGCACUCGCCGAGCACAGCGAGCAAUGCGUCGGCGCGCCGUAAGCCCGUCCCGGACGUCAUGCCGGCGCUCGAGUUCGAACAGGUCCACGCCGAGCGCCAGAAACGACGAGCACAACGCGAACAGCACUUGCACCGCGAAGACGACGACGAAGGCGAUGUGGAGCGCCAACUGGGCGACCACACGCGCUCGCACACCUGUUCCAACUGCGGAGUCGUAGAGGAGCAGCGCGACUUUGCUGCGUUCGUCGCCAAAGGCAAAGCCUCGCGCCGCACCUCGGUCAAGCAGCAGACCAUCAAGACGACCGCAGCGGGCUCGUUGAGGAAGAGCAGGUCCGUGGCCAAAAAUGACACCGUGGGCGAGGCGACGCUCAAGCGAUGGGGGCUGGCCGAAGCGUUCCAAUCUGCCCAGGCCGAAUCGUUGGCAGCGGACGUGCCAAAGGUGGCGACGGUCAAGAAGCCCAAAAAGAUGGUCCCCGGUCCAGGCGGUGGUUACAUUACCGAUACAGCCAACAUACGCUGGUGCAGCGCUCUGGACGAGAUCAAGAAGGCGCUCGCUGUGGAUGCUGAGCACCAGCGUGGCCCGACCGAGGACGAAGAGGAAGAGGCUAAAGUGCAAAGGGAGACGCAGACCGCGCUCGCGGAAGCAGAUGCCGUACUCGCUAGGCUUGGUGUCGAGACAUAA